AUGGAGAACGCACAACAAGCGCCAGAGCCUGGCUCGCUGAGCUGGAGACUCAGUAGUCAUCCCAUCACACUACUUACUUUCCUCUUCUUCCGCAUCUCCUCCCUACUAGUCUACCUCCUUGGCCUCCGCCUGCUCACCUCCAACUUCGUCCUCAUCUUCAUCAUCACCAUCCUCCUUCUCGCAAUCGACUUCUACUACCUCAAGAACAUUGCGGGCCGCCGCUUGGUCGGACUACGAUGGUGGAACGAAGUCGAUGCCAACACUGGGGACGGCCGCUGGGUAUUUGAGAGUCUAGACCCGGAAACCGGACGCCAGAUCAAUGCAACGGAUAAGAGGUUCUUCUGGUUGGCGCUGUAUGCGCAGCCCGUGUUGUGGGUAUUGCUUGCGAUUGUGGCUUUAGUGAGCUUUGAGUUUAUUUGGUUGACGCUUGUCGUCAUCGCACUCGUGCUUACCAUCACGAAUACACUCGCCUUCUCUCGUUGCGAUAAGUUCAGCCAAGCGACUGGCUUCGCCUCCAACGCCAUGUACGGUUCGGGCCUUGCAAGGAACUUGGCUGGCGGCUUAAUGUCAAGCAUACUCAGGCGGUGA
This is a messenger RNA of Alternaria burnsii, 588 nucleotides long. Its product is annotated as golgi apparatus membrane protein tvp23. Gene Ontology annotation, cellular component: Golgi membrane. Bases 1 to 588 code for a protein of 195 amino acids. The transcript is spliced from 3 exons. Lineage: Eukaryota; Fungi; Ascomycota; Dothideomycetes; Pleosporales; Pleosporaceae. The record is from RefSeq and is a predicted model, not a curated record. Gene Ontology annotation, biological process: protein secretion; vesicle-mediated transport.